AACGUUUACUUUACGUCAAACUUUGAAGAAUCAUCACAGAGAACUGAAAUCAUUAUUACGAAGCAAAAAUAUUAAUUUCAUUUAAUUCGCUUAUUUGUUAUAGUAUAUAUUAGUAUAAUUGUUUAUUUGUGAUCAAAGUACUAUAUAAUUAAAUAUAAUAUCUGCUAAAUAAGAUAAUGAAGUGCUAGUGAUUGAUUCAGUGGGCAGUAUAGAUUGAGUGUGCAGGAUGUCCAGUGCAUCCAUCAAGUUCCGUUGGGGUCUGAGCGCGUCAGACCCUGAGCAGGCUCCAGUGCUGUUUGUGGGACAGCCAGCGCACCUGAAUGCCCUGUCUUGGCAAGAUGUGCGCUGCAAACUGGAGCCGAGAGUUACUGAAGAGGUCUGGCGUCGUGGCCUCUCAGUAACGUCCCCCGGGGACACAUCCGAGCUCUGGCCGCGCGGAGCCACGGUUGGGUUACUCCCCCCUCGUCGGUCGCGACACACGGCCCCGUCUCGCAAUCACGCUCUGUCGAAGAUCGUGAAGUCAGCGCUGCGGUCUGCUGCAGAGGAGUAUAUUGUUCUGGUAUGCCGCAAACGCGACGUGCUAGCCAGCGCCGCGGCGAUAGCCCGCUCGGUGCCGCACUACACAGCGCGCUCGCCGACCGCCCCGCUCGCGCCGGCCGCUAGCCCGCCGCCCGCCAGCCGCGCACUCACCGUCGAGAUAUGCGUCGCCGGGGAUGAGGGUGAUUCAGAAGACGAAGGCGUCGGUCCGACUGAAUCAGCUUUGACAGAUGGUACUCUAUCCAAUGAGGAACUCAGCACUAUACAGGAUGUAGCGGAUGCUGUGAGAUUGGCCGCUAAGAUAACAGACACGCCCGCUAAUAUCAUGGAUGUGGACGCUUUUAUUGAGGAAGCAUGCAAAGUAGCGAAGAGCCUUGACAUCGCCGAACCGACGAUCAUCCGCGGUGAAGAACUCGCGGAACGAGGGAUGGGCGGGAUCUACGGCGUUGGGAAAGCCGCGGCCAAACCUCCCGCACUCGUGUCUCUUUCGUACAUGGCGCCCGGGGCUACGGAGACCGUGGCGUGGGUCGGCAAGGGCAUCGUGUACGACACCGGCGGCUUGAGCAUUAAGGCAAGGACGUCGAUGGUCGGCAUGAAGGGCGACUGCGGCGGUGCGGCCGCUGUGCUCGCCGCGUUCUACACGCUCGUGCGUGCGGGGCCUAACGUCAACGUGCACGCCGUACUGUGCCUGGCAGAGAACGCUGUCGGCCCGCUGGCUACCAGACCUGACGACAUACAUAAGCUGUACUCUGGACGUACCGUUGAAAUCAACAAUACAGAUGCUGAAGGUCGUUUGGUGCUAAGCGACGGCGUGGUGUACGCCCGUCGGGAUUUGAAGGCCGAUACCAUCGUAGAUGUUGCCACACUCACUGGGGCACAGGGCACAGCCACCGGGAAAUACCACGCUGCCAUCAUCUCUAACAAGUCCAACUUAGAAUCGGCGUGUGUAUCAGCGGGUCUAGUAUCAGGUGACCUGGCUCACGCUUUGCCCUUCGCUCCGGAACUGCACUUCACAGAGUUCUGCAGCCACGUGGCUGAUAUGAAGAACAGCGUCGCGGACCGCAACAACGCUCAACCGUCUUGCGCUGGUUUGUUCAUCUUGGCGCACCUCGGGUUCGACUGGACCGGCCGUUGGCUGCACGUCGAUAUGGCUGCGCCGGCGCAUUGUGGCGAAAGAGCAACGGGCUACGGCGUGUGUCUCCUAACAGUGUUGUUUGGAAAGUACACUAAUAGCAAACUGCUCAAGGCACUUUGCCCCAUGCGUUAGUUAUACGGGGCAAUUGAGGCAGGGGAAUUAUCAAAUAUAUUGAGAAAAAGAUUAUUAGGAAAUAAUAGUAAAAUUAAGAUUGGUAUUGUUUUGCGAAAUGAAACUAAAUAAUGUUAUAAAAGUUAUAACAAAAAAUUAUGACUUUUUCCCCUGGCAGUUGUGAAGUACAAUAUUA
Molecule: messenger RNA, 1979 nt
Organism: Colias croceus (clouded yellow)
Lineage: Eukaryota; Metazoa; Arthropoda; Insecta; Lepidoptera; Pieridae
Gene: grsm
Product: probable aminopeptidase NPEPL1
Exons: 12
Coding region: 227-1804 (525 amino acids)
Biological process (GO): proteolysis
Cellular component (GO): cytoplasm
Molecular function (GO): manganese ion binding; metalloaminopeptidase activity
Source: RefSeq, a predicted model, not a curated record